This is a messenger RNA of Perognathus longimembris pacificus (Pacific pocket mouse), 544 nucleotides long. RefSeq names its product TBC1 domain family member 2B-like. The annotation marks the transcript as partial. The transcript has 3 exons. The record is from RefSeq and is a predicted model, not a curated record. Lineage: Eukaryota; Metazoa; Chordata; Mammalia; Rodentia; Heteromyidae.
CUGACGCCCGCUCUCCUCCCGCUGCCGUCCCUGACCCUGCCUUUCCCCCCUCUCUAGGCCCCCAAUCACCAGCUCAUGACUUACUGGCUGCAAGAGCUGCAGCAGAAGAGAUGGGAAUACUGCAACAGCCUGGACGUGGUGAACUGGGACAGCCGGACGUCGCCGACGCCUGGGGACUUGCCUAAGGGGCUUGUCGCCAGAGACACCACCGAUCUGGUUUACCCACAUCCAGACGCUUCUGCAGAAAAAGCCAGAAAUGUCCUUGCUGUGGAAACGGUCCCUGGAGAGCUGGUGGGUGACCAGGCCGCCAGCCAGCCGGCCCCCGGCCACCCCCACGCCCUUAACUUCUACUCCCUGAAGCAGUGGGGGAAUGAGCUCAAGAAUUCAAUGUCCUCCUUCCGUCCCGGGAGGGGGCAGAGCGACAGCCGGAGGACCGUGUUCUACACCCACGAGGAGUGGGAGCUGGUAGAGCCCCCCCCGAAGGACCUGGAAGAGCCCGGGGCGCCCGAAGAAAAGAAGAGGCCCAUGCCUGAGGGGAGCAGAG